AUGAACAACUACGCUAAUGCUAACGGAGUUGGAAAUCGAGAUGGGGACGGAGACGGAAACCAAGGUCACCAGAUCCCUGAACACCUUCUGCGAGUCGCACCGAGGCCUCGCAACGUGACGUUCACAUUGACUGGAAGGCAACUUGAAAUACUGUACGUGAGAUGGGAUGCUGCGCGAAUCCGCGUGCACCAACAAAUCUACAACCCCAACCUACCUUUUCAACCCUACCCUCUGCCUCCGGCCUGGUCAGAAGAAGCGCGCGCGAUGAUGGUGCUCUGGAUCGCUAGGGAGCGCCGGAUGUUUGAGAUGGAAAUGCAGGAGUUGGAGUAUUUGCUGGGACUUAGAGGUGCGCGUUAG
This is a messenger RNA of Suillus plorans, 357 nucleotides long. RefSeq lists its product as uncharacterized. Lineage: Eukaryota; Fungi; Basidiomycota; Agaricomycetes; Boletales; Suillaceae. The record is from RefSeq and is a predicted model, not a curated record. Bases 1 to 357 code for a protein of 118 amino acids. The transcript is spliced from 3 exons.